Nothobranchius furzeri (turquoise killifish) is the source of this 2298-nucleotide messenger RNA. It is a transcript of the gene sox2, whose product is annotated as SRY-box transcription factor 2. Lineage: Eukaryota; Metazoa; Chordata; Actinopteri; Cyprinodontiformes; Nothobranchiidae. Gene Ontology annotation, molecular function: RNA polymerase II cis-regulatory region sequence-specific DNA binding; DNA-binding transcription factor activity, RNA polymerase II-specific. The record is from RefSeq and is a predicted model, not a curated record. Gene Ontology annotation, biological process: cell differentiation; regulation of DNA-templated transcription; anatomical structure morphogenesis.
UGACAGCCAUGACAUGGUUGUCUAUUAACUUGUUCAAAAACUAUCAGGAGUUGUCAAGGCUCAGGCGGGCAGAGGCGCAAAAGUACAGUUUGUUGAUGCUUUUUGGAGGAAGCGAGAGAAGUUUUGUGGACACGACAUAGCAGGGACCUAUUGGGAGAAGGCUCUCUGUCCACACACACUCUCACACACACACACACGCACACUCGGGGGACGGAAGAGAGAAGGGAGAGUGUGUGGAGACGCGGCUUGAUGCUUGUUUUUGUCCAGAGAAAAGUUGCAGAGCAACCCGACAGGUAACUUUCAGCCGCUGCGCUCCUCGCUGCCUCCGGCUCCUGGAGUUUCUGUUUCUUUUUCUUUCUUCCUCUUUUUUUUCGUCCUCCAUUCGUCGGCUUGGAAGCACCGACUCAAAGCUGUUCCUGAUGUAUAACAUGAUGGAGACUGAACUGAAGCCCCCAGCUCCCCAGACCAACACGGGGGGCACGGGAAACACCAACACCACGGGGAACGGCACCAACCAGAAAAACAGUCCGGAGCGGGUCAAGAGACCCAUGAACGCGUUCAUGGUGUGGUCCCGGGGCCAGAGGAGGAAGAUGGCGCAAGAAAACCCCAAAAUGCACAACUCCGAAAUCAGCAAGCGGCUGGGAGCAGAGUGGAAGCUCCUGUCGGAGAGCGAGAAAAGACCUUUCAUCGAUGAAGCCAAGAGGCUGAGGGCCCUGCACAUGAAGGAGCAUCCGGAUUACAAAUACCGGCCCCGGCGGAAAACCAAGACCCUCAUGAAGAAGGACAAGUACACCUUGCCCGGCGGGCUGCUGGCUCCUGGAGGAAACGGGAUGGGCACUGGAGUCGGUGUCGGGGUGGGGGCCGGACUGGGCGGUGGAGUGAACCAGCGCAUGGACAGUUACGCAGCGCACAUGAACGGCUGGACCAACGGUGGCUACGGCAUGAUGCAGGACCAGCUGAGCUACCAGCACCCGGGUCUGAACGCGCACAACCCGAGCCAGAUGCAGUCCAUGCACCGCUACGACAUGAGCGCCCUGCAGUACAACUCCAUGACCAGCUCCCAGACCUACAUGAACGGCUCCCCCACCUACUCCAUGUCCUACUCCCAGCAAACCACGCCGGGGAUGACCACCCUGGGCUCCAUGGGGCCCUCCUCGGUGGUCAAGUCCGAGUCCAGCAGCUCCAGUCCGCCCGUUGUCACCUCCUCGUCCCACCGGGCCGCUCCUGGCUGCCAAAGCGGGGACCUGAGGGACAUGAUCAGCAUGUACCUGCCCGGGGCCGAGGUCAGUGACCAGAGCGCCCAGACCAGGCUACACAUGUCCGGCCACUACCAGAGCGCCGUGCCCGGGACGACGAUCAACGGCACGCUGCCGUUAACACACAUGUGAGAGACAGACAGACAGAGAGAGAGAGUGAGACAGAGCAAAAGAACUUUUAUAAGAGAAACUGCGGACUAUAAACGCUGGACUAUUUUUGUACAGAAAAAUUUGGGGUGGGAAAAGUUGUAUAGAAGUUUCCAGGAAAAAAGGACUCCACUGUUUCUUUUAAAAUUUAUUUUAUUUUUUAUUUUAUUCUGAAGAAGCUCUAGAGGAACGAUAGGAGACCCCCCCCCCCCCUAAAAUGGUGGAUGGAGUUUGGAAAUCUAGAAAGUGGGAGUCGCAAUCAGAUGUUUUAUUAUUGCAAUCACCUUUUGUACAGUAUUUAUCAAAGAAACAUUACAAUCAGAGGGAAUUGCUAAACUGCAAGAGGUUGCAUCUUUCUUUUCGUUUUUUAUAUAAAGCGGCGCCAGUUCUGCAGAAAAGAUGAAUGAAUAAAAACUGCAGAAUUGGAAUUUUUAUCAGUUAGAAUUACUGCAAACACUGGAAUGAAAAGGGACAUAAGAAGCAGGUAAAACUGUUAUUCUUUUCAGUUUUUUCUCCAUUUAAGGUCAACGUUACUAAACUUUUAUUUCUUUGAGAAACAAACGUGAGACAAUUUUUUCUGUCAUGCAGCUUAAAUUUUUAGCUAGUUAAUUUAUAUUUCCGUCUCCCACUUUUCAUCAUUUAGCGGACAUGACGCUUGUGCUCUUUAUUUUUUUUAUUGAUUUGUACAAUUUCUGUAUAUUUACUGUGACAUUUGAAGUUUUUAUUUCAAAGCUCAUUCCCGUAGUUGUAUUUUGAAACUCGUGGCCUGUACGCAGAAGCCACGCACUCCAUGUAAAUACCCCCAGACUAAUACCAUCCUUAUAACAGUUACAGUUUCAGCUGAGUAUAUUUUUUUUCAAUAUGCGGUUUGAAAUGAAUAAAUUUUGGAAAUUUG